Pocillopora meandrina is the source of this 1244-nucleotide messenger RNA. The record is from the annotation of a GenBank genome assembly. NCBI's taxonomy places the organism in Eukaryota, Metazoa, Cnidaria, Anthozoa, Scleractinia, Pocilloporidae.
UGAUCGUGUUCUCGUCAAAGAGAAUGCAACACAAACCAACUGUUCUCAGUUACUGCUCGAUUGGAAUCUCCUUUUGAUUUGGAAAUAUGAAUAGCCCAUUUUCCUUGAUGUUUCUAGCGCUAGUUUUAUUGUCUUUUGUAAGCUGGGGAAGAACAUUCACACCCAACAUGAAUUGUCCUGCACACGUGUGCCCAAGACGAAAAGUGGCGCGAAAAUUCAGUGAUCAACAGGUAAGACGUUAAACGUUUAUCUUCAACAGCGCAGUACUCAUUCUAUUUCGUUUGUUUCGUCUUUGCGAGCAAACAUAUGAAGCAUUUAUUGCAUUUUAUGCAAGCAAAGAGGAAUUGCUAAGUUGAACUCGCACCAUUUUUAUCCUUUUGGGUAACUUGGGAGACAUUUGGAAGCCGCGAGUUUCAAUUUAGCUGGAUGUAUAUUUUUAUUGAAAAUUAUCAUUUUAUCAUGGCUCAUGGGUCGUAGAAAACGCUUGUGAACAAAGAAUUCAUUCAGGUUUUUUACAGAAUGAAAUAGUUCUUGCCCAUUCGAUAAAAAAGAAUAUAAGCAUGCCAUAAAUAAGCAGUACCCAUGGCUUGGAAAAUUAUAAGCACUUUAAAAUCUCUGAUUAAAUAAUGUCGAUCAACAUCCUGACCGUUGUCGAGAUUCAUCGAAUUUUUUCUUCUCAUAUUUUUUAGUUAGGAAAUUGUUCGCCAAAGUGAAGAGGUAUAGUUUUCUGUCAGAUUCCCCUGAAUAAACAAUGGACUAAAAAUUACUUUAUUUCUGGCAAAAUUCACACAUAUGGACAAAAACGAAACUGACGAAUAUCUCGCCGGCUUGGAUCCGAACCUCCGAGCUAGCUAGCCAAUCAGUGCCCUCUAAAAGCAUUAAAUAUCUAUGUGGUAUAUAGACUUACAUCAAUUAUUGUUUUAACCAGGAGGAUUUUAUAAAGGCAUACUGUGACAAAGUCCGUCCGUGUAACAUGGCAAACGGAAAACGAAGUCUUCUUCGCGAAGAAGCUCCACUUGAGAGGGACCGGGAACAACUUUGACAUGAAGGCUAAGAUGACCAUCAGUAUAGCUGGAGGAAGGUCAAAAUUUCUUUAGACGACUGGAUAUUUUCUUUAACUUAUGUAUAUGAUAAAAAAAGAUGAUGUGAAUAUUUAUGUCUGUAAUUAUAAACGUGAGGUAGUAAAUUGUGAGGACCAAGCAUCCUUUUUAAAACUUCAGUCACGAGUAUCUAAUAAGGGACCG